This is a messenger RNA of Pichia membranifaciens NRRL Y-2026, 1053 nucleotides long. RefSeq lists its product as hypothetical. The transcript has a single exon. Lineage: Eukaryota; Fungi; Ascomycota; Pichiomycetes; Pichiales; Pichiaceae. Gene Ontology annotation, biological process: maturation of SSU-rRNA. The record is from RefSeq and is a predicted model, not a curated record. Bases 78 to 1022 code for a protein of 314 amino acids. Gene Ontology annotation, molecular function: rRNA small subunit aminocarboxypropyltransferase activity.
GUUUCCAUAAUAUUAGCACUAUCAGAUAGCCAUCAUCACUGAGCGUAUAUACAAGACUAGCUUGCAAAGAAAAAGGAAUGGGUAAGGGGAAAAAUAAGGAGAAGGAGGAGCCUAGACGUGGUAACAAAACUUCAAAUGGUCACCACAAACGUUUGCAUCAUGCAAAAGGAAGACAGGAAACCAAGUAUUCUGCAGUCACAAGACAGGCAAAUUUUCCUACCAAGCUUGCAAUGUGGGACUUUGAUCACUGUGAUCCCAAGAGAUGCAGUGGUAAAAAGCUAGAAAGGUUAGGGCUUAUCAAAAGUUUACGAAUCGGGCAAAAAUUUCAAGGAAUCAUUGUUACUCCUAACGGUAAGGGAGUUGUAUGCCCUGAUGAUAGAGAAAUAGUUGAGCAGUUUGGGAUAGCAGUUGUCGAGUGUUCAUGGGCUAGAUUGGAGGAAGUACCUUUUGGUAAAAUAGGUGGAAAAUAUGAACGUUUGUUGCCGUAUUUUGUGGCUGCAAACCCUGUCAAUUACGGACGUCCGAUGAAACUUAAUUGUGUUGAAGCAAUUGCUGCAUGUUUGGCUAUAGUGGGCCGCCAGGAUUGGGCAUUGGAGCUAUUACAGAACUUCGAGUGGGGUCCAAACUUUUUGAAAAUUAAUAAAGAACUACUUGAAAUGUAUACCGAAUGCACAGAUUCAGAAAGUGUUUUGAAUGCAGAGAAGGAGUUUUUGGAGAUGAUUGAAAAAGAGAAAGAAGAAAGAAAGAAGCUGAAAAGUGAAGUAGAUAUUUGGGAGAUGGGCAACCCCAACAUCAAACAUCAAGAGGAAGAAGGAGAUAGUGAAGAAGAGGAGAGCGAAGAAGAUGACGAUAGAUACCAAUCUGAGGAGGAAAACAUUCUGGUUAUCGAUGUACCUGGUCCUGACGAAAUGGCCCGGAAUAGUGAACUUUCUGAAGAGGAAGACGAAGAAGAUGUAGAAGACGAAGAGAAAGAAGGGGAAGAAGAGGAAGCUGAAAGCAGGCUUCAUGAAAUAACCGUGUAACCUUCUAAACAGAUAAACUUUUCUGAUACAA